Physella acuta is the source of this 644-nucleotide messenger RNA. Its product is annotated as multiple epidermal growth factor-like domains protein 11. The record is from RefSeq and is a predicted model, not a curated record. Gene Ontology annotation, molecular function: scavenger receptor activity. NCBI's taxonomy places the organism in Eukaryota, Metazoa, Mollusca, Gastropoda, Physidae.
GUGCUGGGUGCACCACGCCCUGCUCUACUGCCUGUGCUAACCAACACUGCGACCCGUUGUCAGGGAAAUGUAACGAGGGCUGCGUCGAUGGUUACAGGGGGGACAACUGUGAUAUGAUUUGCGAGGAUAUGUUCUAUGGCGGAAAAUGUUCUACACCAUGUCCAGCCAAUUGCAACGUCGGUGGGUGUGACCACGUGACAGGAAGUUGUAAAAAUGGAUGUGUGCCUGGAUUUAUUGGAAAACAUUGCAACGAAAGCAAAGACUGCCAGAGCGGAUAUUACGGCACCAACUGCCAGGAAAAAUGUCCGGCCAAUUGCGUCAACAACAGAUGUUAUCCGGUCAACGGAACAUGCCAGGAAGGGUGUCUGCCAGGUUUCCGUGGCGACCAGUGUGACAACGCAUGCCCUGACCAAUGUGCUCACGGGAAAUGUAAUUCUGUGACGAAACAGUGCCUGGAUGGGUGUAUUUCCGGCUACAAGGGAGACCACUGUAGAGAAGAAUGUGCUCAAGGAACGUACGGACCAAACUGCAACAGCACGUGCUCACCUCAGUGUGUGGAACUCGAGUGUGAUCGCGUGACUGGACAUUGUACUCACGGCUGCACGGCCGGAUUUCAAGGCGACCUGUGCACGAACAUGUUGUAG